ACUAGUCCCAGAUUUCGUGCGCGAGGAAGCAGACGUCGUCAGCCGGCAGAGGUGACCCUCAAACCAAACCUCCGAGCGGCCGAGUCCUCCUCCAUCAUCCCGUCGCUUCUCCUCGCGCGUCCUCUCGUCCUCUUCUACGAUGGCUGAUCCCAUUCGAGUUGUGGUGACCGGCGCGGCCGGCCAGAUCGCCUACUCGCUGCUCUACAGCAUCGCUAAGGGUGACGUCUUCGGGAAGGAGCAGCCCAUCAUCCUGGUGCUGCUGGACAUCCCGCCCAUGCUGCCGGUGCUGGACGGCGUCGUCAUGGAGCUUCAGGACUGCGCCCUCCCACUCCUGAGGGAGGUGAUCCCCACCGACAAAGUGGAGGUGGGCUUCAAGGACAUUGACGCCGCCAUCCUGGUGGGCUCCAUGCCCAGGAAGGAGGGCAUGGAGAGGAAGGACCUUCUCAAGGCCAAUGUGGCCAUCUUCAAGACUCAGGGAACUGCCCUGGACAAGUUCGCCAAGAAGACGGUCAAGGUUCUGGUGGUGGGCAACCCGGCCAACACCAACUGCCUCAUCGCCUCCAAGUCAGCUCCAUCCAUCCCCAAGGAGAACUUCUCCUGCCUGACGCGGCUUGACCACAACCGCGCCUCCUCUCAGGUGGCGUUGCGCUGCGGUGUGUCCUCGGACAAGGUAAAGAACGUCAUUAUCUGGGGGAACCACUCCUCCACGCAGUACCCGGACGUUCACCACGCCAAGGUCAACGUGCACGGCACCGAGACGGCUGCGUACGACUGCGUCAAGGAUGAUGCCUGGCUCAGGGGAGACUUCAUUUCGACGGUGCAGCAGCGCGGCGCCGCUGUCAUCAAGGCCAGGAAGCUGUCCAGCGCCAUGUCUGCCGCCAAGGCCAUCUGCGACCACAUGAGGGACAUCUGGUUCGGCACCAAGGAGGGUGAGUUUGUGUCCAUGGGGGUGCACGCCGGAGGGAACUCUUACGGCAUCCCUGAAGACCUCAUAUACUCCUUCCCUGUCCAGAUCAAAAACAAGACCUGGAAGGUGGUGGACGGCCUCAGCAUCAACGACUUCUCCCGGGCCAAGAUGGAGGCCACGGCGGCCGAGCUGGUGGAGGAGCGAGACACCGCCCUGGACUUCCUGUCCCAGUGACUGGGCUCCCCACCGCCACCCCCCCACGCCACUGCCGCUGGCUCUCGGCUGUGAAGACCAAGCCCGCGUGGUCCCCCCCCCCUCCCCCACGCUAUCUGUGCGCUCGUGUCGGUUGUGUGUGUGUGUUUUGUCCUCAGGCCUUUCAAAACUGUCAAUCAUCACAACGUGGUGUUGGUAGAAGCACUCACAAGCAACAAAACGAUAUUAAAACCAUCAAACUUAA
Messenger RNA from Syngnathoides biaculeatus (alligator pipefish), 1364 nucleotides. RefSeq names its product malate dehydrogenase, cytoplasmic-like. Gene Ontology annotation, molecular function: L-malate dehydrogenase (NAD+) activity. Bases 140 to 1141 code for a protein of 333 amino acids. The transcript is spliced from 9 exons. Gene Ontology annotation, cellular component: mitochondrion; cytosol. Gene Ontology annotation, biological process: oxaloacetate metabolic process; tricarboxylic acid cycle; malate metabolic process. Lineage: Eukaryota; Metazoa; Chordata; Actinopteri; Syngnathiformes; Syngnathidae. The record is from RefSeq and is a predicted model, not a curated record.